CCCCCUCUUGUCCCCAUCCCCCAGCUCGGCCGCCCGCCGCUUUGUUCCGGGCGCGCGGAGGGAAGGCGAGGCUGCGGCGGAUCAUGCCCAUGGUGUAGCCGCGAAGCGGAGGCAUGGCUGCCGGAAGGUUACUGCUCUACACGGGCCUCUCGCUAGCGCUCUGCGCCCUGGGCAUGCUGGCUGUGGCCAUCUGCUCCGACCACUGGUACGAGACCGACGCUAGGAAGCACAGGGACAGGUGCAAGGCCUUCAAUACUCGCCGGGUUGACCCUGGCUUUAUUUACAACAACAACAACAACUUGCCGCUCCGGGCCAGCCGCUCACGCCUGGACCGCUGGGAGGGCAAACUCCUCCGGGCCCGGAAUCGCCGGCAGCUCUUCGCCAUGAGCCCCGCGGACGAGUGCAGCCGACAGUACAACUCCACCAACAUGGGCCUCUGGAGGAAGUGCCACCGGCAGGGCUUCGACCCGGAGAUCGCUGCCCUCAUUCGGAAAGGAGAAAUUGAGCGCUGCACGUACAUCAAGUACCACUACUCCUCAGCAACCAUCCCCAGGAACCUCACUUUCAACAUCACCAAGACCAUCCGUCAGGACGAGUGGCAUGCCCUGCACCUGCGCAGAAUGACGGCCGGCUUCAUGGGCAUGGCGGUGGCCAUCAUCCUCUUUGGCUGGAUCAUCGGUGUGCUGGGCUGCUGCUGGGACCGAGGCCUUAUGCAGUAUGUGGCAGGGCUUCUCUUCCUCAUGGGAGGAACCUUCUGCAUCAUUUCACUGUGCACCUGUGUGGCUGGGAUCAACUUUGAGCUGUCACGCUACCCACGCUACCUGUAUGGACUCCCCGAUGACAUCAGCCACGGCUAUGGAUGGUCCAUGUUCUGUGCGUGGGGGGGCCUGGGCCUCACGCUAAUCUCGGGAUUCUUCUGUACCUUGGCCCCUUCUGUCCAACCUGUCCCGAGGACCAACUGCCCUAAAUCCAGACCCGAGAAUGGGACAGUGUGCUAAAAAAACAAACCCAUACACACACAUAUAUAUAUAUAAAUAUAUAUAUAAUAUACAUAUAUAAAACAAAACUCAAUCAAGACGAUGCCAGUGCCAAGGUAGAGUUGAGUUGGCUCAGGCACCUGCAUCUCGCCAGACUUUGUGUUGCCUCAUCACCAAGAUGGGGAAAGUGUUCCCAUCCUGUGGCUCUUCCAUCAAUUCUUGACUUUUGGCUUCACAGUUUCUUGAAGACAAAGCAAACAUCACCACCUGCGAUAGCAUCUCGGUCCCCGUCACUCAUGAGCACGUGGUGGGGAGCUAGAAGGGACAGUGGCAGUGGUCUGGAGCAACCCAGAUGUGAGAAGGAAGUGCCACGCACUGGGCCAGCAGGAGAGGACACCACCCCGCGGACAUGUCCCAGGGAAGCGCGGCCCCCUGGUUCAUAGAGCGGAACCACAUCUUCAAGGCCAUUUUCAGUACCACUCCUCCUGCUCUUCCUGUCUGAGCUCCUUCCUGGCCCACCAGCAACACACAAGGAGUAGACGAGAAAACAAACCAAGAAGGAAGUUUUCUCUCUGUGGCCAAACUUUCGGACAAAAUUUUAGAGGUGGGAAGGGGAGAGAACAUGCUGAGAGGCAAGAUCCACACCAAUAAAAGGACACUUCAGUGGAUGCUCAGAAAGCCCAGUCUUACCUUCCAGCUGCCUUACGCCCAGUAAACAAGAGGCCACCCCGUCCUCCCCACCUGCACUCCCUGGGCAGAUCAGAGCCUUGGAGUAGUGGUGUGAUGUGGUGUGAGUGUGUGUGUGUGUAUGUGUGUGUGUGAACACUGGGUGGUUUCCUUUAUUUCUUUUCCGCCUUUUAAAUGGAAAUAUUGCAUUUUGACCAUUGUCUCUCUAUCACUAUGGUGGUUUCAUGGCUGAGAUGGAAGCCCAGAUUCCUAGAAAGUAUGAGAGGCAGGCCUCUAAGGAUGCCAGUACUUGGUGCUGCAGCUGCAGAUGCUUGAAGAAAAACAGAGAGAGACAGAGAGAGAGAAAGAGAGAAAGAGAGAGAGAGAACGCACAUGUGGUGGAUGCUGCCUGAGUGGGAGGUUUUAUUAGCUGUGUUGCAUUUUUUCUAUUACUUUUGGUACAACAGAAAUUCCCAGAGAGCAGAACCGAGAACAAAACCACUGGGCCAGAGGACCCUGUGGCUCUGCACAUUACAGUUCUGGAUCGCCACAGGAUUUAGUCCUCUAAUUUUGGAAGUUCAAGACACAGCUGGGCACAAAAGCCAUGAGAGAAGAGGGGGGAACACACAGUUCAGGAGGGAGAAGGAAUGUCGCCUCUGGUUGCUGUUGUACAAGUACGUAUACCAAACAAGACCUUCACUCCCCAACAUGGGGGCUGUCCUUUGUCACUGGACAUCUACCCCUUUCCUAGGGGUAACGUCUGUACAGAUGAAGGAAAACGAGUCACAUGCAGAGAGAACACCUCCAUUACCCAUGGGCUCAAAUUUGUAUGAUAUUGUGUAAAUUAAUGGAGAACUCUUGACUUUCCAUCCUCUUCCCUUUCCUCUUGAUAUUCAAGGCCAUGAAUCCCAAAAUAGUUGUCUUAGUAGCUAGCACCCAAACAGAGGUGAAAUAAAUCCACCCCAGUGUCUCAGGCCCACUUGAGCAAAAUGGCGAGGCAGGUGCUGGUGAGUGGAGAGAAAUCAGAGUUGUGGAUGCUGUAGGGCCGGAGUAGGUCAGUCACCUCAGGGGCCCUGCUGGUGCCCAGCAGCCCCAGGGGAAGCAGGGAGAGAAUCCCUGAGCUGACAUAGCCACAGUUGACCUUGCAGCAGAGAAUCUAGCUGUUUAAUAGCUCAUAUACUUUGGGAACUUUGCCAACACUCAGCAGCCUGCCUUCCUCAUUGCUGUUUCUUCACCUGUCUUCCAACCAGCUCUCCCCUCUUCUUACCUACUGACCACUGGCCCUGGCACCUUGCAUCCGUGUAAGUCCAGCCUGUCAUUUGCUCUUCUUGACCGUGUGUGUGUAUAAUCCAUAUCUGGCUAUGACAUCUGAUGUGCGUGAAUGGGCUUGAGUGUAGAUGCUGUGUGUAUCUCUGGUGCAUUUUGCUUGUCUGUGUUAGUACACACCUGCACACAAGUGUGGAUGCCCUACUCAAGACUCCCUCUCCAGGGAGCCCAGUCAGCUUCUGCAAAAGGUCUAGCGUGUGAGUGCCCUUGGUAUGGGUGUACCGGGCGAUGGAGGAGAGCUGGGUAGAAAGAAGUGCUGUUGGCUUCUGAUGGAGGUUCCAAGGAUUGUUUUUAAGACCCACAUGAGAAGGGAAGUAAUUUUCAGGAAACCCUAGUUUUUUAAAUGGGAAUUUUAUUUUCAUUUUUCUUUGAAAGUUUGAUCUCUCCCUUUAGGGAAAUGGCAUACUUGGGAGAAGGGAAGAGUGA
This is a messenger RNA of Ictidomys tridecemlineatus (thirteen-lined ground squirrel), 3395 nucleotides long. RefSeq names its product transmembrane protein 178B (gene Tmem178b). NCBI's taxonomy places the organism in Eukaryota, Metazoa, Chordata, Mammalia, Rodentia, Sciuridae. Gene Ontology annotation, cellular component: membrane. The record is from RefSeq and is a predicted model, not a curated record.